AUUUGAAGGCAGCCUCUCUGUUGCCCUCGUUAAAUAAAUGAAUGAAGUCAAACCUCUUCGGGAAGAGACUACAAAGUUUUGCAGAAACAGCCGCCAUCUUUAUUAGGGGCAUUGUGACUUCCGGCUGGGGCGGAAGAGAACCUGACGGGGUUGGCCGAGGGCGCCGGGAUGAAUAGGGAUUGAGGUUCUGAGUUGGGUUGGAGGCGGCCGGAAUUUAGUCCUUCUCCCAUCGGCUUCCCCUUUCGCCCUCUGGCGUCUCGAGACAGCAGGCCGACUCAGAGCAGCUCUGGCCGCCCCACGGAGGGCUGCAGGGCCCGGGCCGGGGUCCGCAGGGCCUGUUCCCCAUGGGCGAGGAGGGCACUGGGGGCGCCCUGCAUCUGCUGUGCCUCGCGGCCAACAGCGGGGUCCCGCUGUUCUGUCGGAGCAGCCGCGGCGGCGCCCCCGCCCGCCAGCAGCUCCCGUUCUCUGUCAUCGGCUCCCUCAAUGGAGUGCACAUGUUCGGGCAGAACCUGGAGGUGCACCUGAGCUCUGCAAGGACCGAGGACACGACCGUGGUGUGGAGAAGCUUCCAUGACAGCAUCACUCUCAUCGCGCUGUCGUCUGAGGACGGCGCCUCGGAGCUGAGGCUGGAGCGACUGCUCCACGUGGUGUUUGGGGCCAUGGUGCUCCUGGUGGGGCUGGAAGAACUGACCAACGUCCGCAACGUGGAGAGGCUGAAGAAGGAGCUGAGGGCCAGCUACUGCCUCAUCGACAGCUUCCUGGGGCACUCGGAGCGCAUCGGGGACCUGACCCAGUGUGUGGACUGCGUGAUCCCCCCGGAGGGCGCCCUCCUGCAGGAAGCCCUGUCCGGCUUCGCCGAGGCCGCGGGCACGGCCUUCGCCUGUCUGCUGGCAUCCGGCCGGGUGGUGGCGGCGACAGAGGGCUGGUGGCGGCUGGGGACGCCCGAGGCCGUGCUGCUGCCCUGGAUGGUCGCGUCCCUGGCGCCGCAGGCCGCGCGAGACUACCCGGUGUACCUGCCCCACGGGAGUCCCACGGUCCCGCACCGGCUCCUGACGCUGACGCUGCUGCCCGGCUUGGAGCUGUGUCUGCUCUGCGGGCCGCGCCCGGCCCUGGGCCAGCUGGACCCACAGCUCCUGGACCGCUGGUGGCAGCCUCUGCUGGACCCGCUGCGCGCCUGCCUGCCCCUGGGCCGCCGGGCGCUGCCCGCCGGCUUCCCGCUGCACACGGACAUCCUCGGGCUGCUGCUGCUCCACCUGGAACUGAAGCGCUGCCUCUUCACCGUGGAGCCCUUGGCGGAUGAAGACCCUCCCCCGGAGCAGCGCCGGCGCCUCCUCCGCAGCUUUUACACCCUGGUCACAGCCACGCACUUCCCGCCAGAGCCAGGGUCAGUGGAGAAGGCGGAGGACGGGGCCCACCACGCCCAGCUGCCCAGAGCCUGCUACCUGGUGUUGGGGCCCGAGCAGCCCGGCCAGGGGUGGCGCCUGGUGGCUCUGCAGUUGGGGCCGCGGCGCCUGCUGCUGCUGCUGUCCCCGCAGAGCCCCACCCACGGGCUGCGGAGCCUGGCCACCCACACCCUGCACGCCCUCACCCCGCUGCUGUGAGCACACGGGCCCUGUAGUCUCUCUGUUUAUUCGCUCACAAUAAUACAUAGCCCCUGGCCGGGGAGGGGCGGGAGGGGCUACAA
Molecule: messenger RNA, 1684 nt
Organism: Lepus europaeus (European hare)
Lineage: Eukaryota; Metazoa; Chordata; Mammalia; Lagomorpha; Leporidae
Gene: FUZ
Product: fuzzy planar cell polarity protein
Exons: 11
Coding region: 345-1601 (418 amino acids)
Biological process (GO): non-motile cilium assembly; vesicle-mediated transport
Source: RefSeq, a predicted model, not a curated record